Penicillium olsonii is the source of this 1428-nucleotide messenger RNA. Lineage: Eukaryota; Fungi; Ascomycota; Eurotiomycetes; Eurotiales; Aspergillaceae. The record is from the annotation of a GenBank genome assembly.
AUGUUGAAAGCUCUCCGCAAAAUGACGAACACAAUCGCCGCAGCAGCCUCCGCGCAAGCGGUGCCUCGCGUACCCAUCCCCGCCAAGGGCGUUGACUACCGCAACAAAAUCGUCCUCGCCCCAAUGGUUCGCAGCGGCGAGUUGCCAUCCCGCUUGCUAGCCCUAAAAUACGGCGCCGACCUCGUCUGGGGCCCCGAAACAAUCGACCGCGCCAUAAUCGGUGCGACGCGCAAAAUCAAUCCUCGCACCGGCCUGAUCGAAUUCACCCGCAUGCCCUCCAACGGCGGUCGUACUAACGCCGCAGACAAAGAAUCAACUAUCUACCGCAUCGACCCCACGCGGGAGAAAGGAAAGCUCAUCUACCAAAUUGGAACCGCGAACCCAGAGCUGGCGGUGCAAGCUGCGCGCAUGGUGGCAGCAGAUGUGGACGGAAUCGAUGUGAACUCCGGCUGCCCCAAGCCCUUCUCCACAUCUGGUGGAAUGGGCGCUGCUCUCCUUCGGACACCAGACCUCCUGGUCUCUAUCCUUGAGUCACUGGUCAAAGAGGUGGGCGAGCCCUUCCAGAUCGGUAUUUCAGUGAAGAUCCGCAUCCUCGCCCAGCCCGAAGACACCGAAGCUCUCGUCACCCGUCUCGUCAAGACAGGAAUCACAGGACUGACGGUUCAUUGCCGCACGACCCCGAUGCGUCCCCGCGAGCGCGCAAUUCGCGAACAGUUGCCCAUGGUAGCUCGAAUUUGCCACGAGGCCGGUGUUGCAUGCCUCAUGAACGGAGAUGUGUCAUCGCGGGACCAUGGACUUGCAUUGAUGUCCGAGUUUGGAGUCGACGGAGCAAUGAUCGCUACUUCAGCAGAGGCAAACUCGUCUUGCUUCCGCUCCGAGGCGGAAGGUGGUAUCGCGCCUUGGAGAGACGUCGUUUACGACUACAUGGUCUUUUGUCUGGACUCCGAGAACCGACUCGGUAACACCAAGUACCUCCUCAACAUGCUGAUCCCAGGCAAGGCCAAGGAAUUCAACAAGGCCAAGGUGGCCAAAUCAUAUCUCGAUAUCUGCCGUAUGUUGCUGUUCGAGGAUCUCCUCCCUCGGGCGGCGGCUGUCGAUGUGAUCCUGGGCCUCCAAGACAAGUGGACGAGCCCUCUUGACGAGAAGGCGAACGGCCAGUCCGAAUCUCAGGCGGAAUCAAAAUCGGAGUCCAAGUCCGAAGCUGUCAAGAGCGCCAUGGCAUCUGAGUCUGCGCUUGCUGCUGGAGGUGGUGCGGCUCGGGUGAAGACACCGUCUCCUGCUGUUCACGGCGGAGGUCCUAUUCGUCGCACUUCAGCUCCUAAGCCUAAGCCUGCCGAUUCUGGUGCUGAUCAAGAGUCACCAGCUGGUGACUCUGUCCCAGAGACCCAGCCUACGGCUCAACCCCAGGCCCAACCCCAGGCUGCCUAA